GUUUUUAUUCACUUAAUUGAGCAUUGAUUUGAACAGGUUUUAGGCCGAGAGAGAAAAAAAUUGCAAGUUCUAAUGCACAUGCAAAACUGCAGUCUCGUAUUAGAUAUACAAAAUACAUUAGCGCUCUGUUUACCAUUUUAACAAUUUGUGAUUCAAUUUCAAGCUUUGAUUUUCUAUUGCUUGUAUUAUUUUUCACAGAUACAUAGCUACACGCUGAAUAUCAAAUUUUAAUAUAUGUACUCGUUCUCUUAAAUAAUAUCAUAUUGGCUUGUCUACUUUCAGAAGUACCACGUGCUGUAUCCGUUAACUUUCGAAAUCUUUUUUUUUUGAAACUUUAUUCGAUGUUCGAAAAUUCGAAAAUCACGCUUUAAAAAUAAUUUUCUUUAUUUUCAUUUUGAAAAAAUUACUUUUUGUCGAUUUCUCAUAAUGUUUGGCGAUAUAAUUAAAUAGAUAUCAAUGGAAAAGUUGAAAAUUGCCAAUUUUGUUAUUGAGAUAAGAAAAAAUUUGAGGUCUGGUAAUGUUUUUAUUAAAUUCAACGAGAAACUAGGCAGUGUAACAACGAAGGUGCUGCUUAAAUCUAAUGAAAUAGUAAUUAAAAUAGACGAUGAGGAAUAUACGAUUGAGACUGCAGAUUAUUUCCAUAUUAAUGUUCAAUCAUUCUAUAAUUUGCUAGUUAAGGAUCAUUUCAUUAGUUUUCGAUUCAUUACUGAUGAGAAUCAAUUUAAUUCAGAGCUCAUAACAACAAAUUUAGGCAGUGGAAUCAACUAUGAGAAGUUAAAAUUGAGCAUCAGUAAUGAAGACGUCAAAGUUACAUGUUCUAAUUGUGAUUCAUUGCUUACAAUUGAAAAAGAUGUGAAUUUUAAGCGUAUUUUGGAGCUUCCAUCCAGUAGUAUGGCAAUAAGUGAUUGGUUUUGUCACCUUCAUGAUGGAGAUAAAAUAUUUAACAAUCCAGAACAUUGCAACAAUAAUCAUGUGAAUGACAAGGAAUGCUUCAAUGAAGAAACUCAAGUGUUUAAGCCAAAGAUUAAUGAUAUAUUCUAUGGACCAUUUCAUCUACUGCUAAGUUCUCAACUAUUGGAGAUGAAUCGUUUACGCCCCAAAAAAACUGUACCCAGUUUGAUGCAUUGCAAGAGAUGCUUACAGUUGAUGUGUAAACGAAGUGGAAACUCAUGCCUAACAUUCUGGUGGGAGAAUGUCAAAUUUAAUGGUAAAUAUCUAUAUAACGGUAUUUCUUCACCAAUUGAUUUGGUCAAGAAAGUCAUUUCUAAUCAUUUGUCCUGUGAUAGUCUCUCGUUUUUAUCGCCAAUUAUAAAAAUAAUUUUUGAAUCAGUAAAUCCAAGUACGGGACAAAAAAUGCACAUUCUACUCCAAAUCAUGGACAAAAAUUUAAAGUUGCUAAAGCUUAAUUUAGAAAGCUUUAAAAUAAUGGAAGUUAAAACAAUUAAAGUAAUGUAUUUAAAUUUAAAUCAUUUAAAUUCUGACGACGAUGAAAGAACAUUAAAAUAUUGGCAAAAAGAUAUUAACACAAUGACUUUUGAGUUCUCAUUCAAAAUGUUUCAUUUAUUCACGGAAUAUUUGGACGAGCAAUCAUCAACUAUUCCUGAAAUGUAUCGUUUUAAUAAUUCCUUUCAAUUAAGCUAUAUUGAAAUUGUUUAAAUACUUUUUUUUUUUUUAUUUUUUAUACUAAUUUAAUUAAUGAGAGAGACAUGUACGCUUGUUAAAAAUUAAUGAAUGAACGAUUCCUUGAAUAAAUCAUAUACUAUUAUUUUUUGAAUAUCAAAU
This is a messenger RNA of Chironomus riparius, 1782 nucleotides long. The record is from the annotation of a GenBank genome assembly. Lineage: Eukaryota; Metazoa; Arthropoda; Insecta; Diptera; Chironomidae.